Messenger RNA from Equus quagga, 1376 nucleotides. RefSeq names its product ankyrin repeat and SOCS box containing 9 (gene ASB9). Gene Ontology annotation, molecular function: protein binding. The record is from RefSeq and is a predicted model, not a curated record. Gene Ontology annotation, biological process: intracellular signal transduction; positive regulation of protein catabolic process; protein ubiquitination. The transcript has 7 exons. NCBI's taxonomy places the organism in Eukaryota, Metazoa, Chordata, Mammalia, Perissodactyla, Equidae. The coding region runs from base 345 to 1136 and encodes 263 amino acids.
UUGGAAAGGACGUGACAUCAGCAACUGUGCAGACUUGGGGCUGGAGGGCUGUUGUGGGGCUUUGGCCAGCCUCCAGCCAGCUAGGUGGAGCAUGCGUGUGUGUGUGUGUGGGUGUGCGCGCCUGUCUGUGUGUGUGCUUGUCUGUCUGACCACAGGUAGUACUCAGAUUACCCUGGCUGUUCUGUUCUCUGCUGCAGACGGCUGUUCUCCACCGUCUGACCAGGACGGUGCAGCUCAGCCAGCCACAGCCCUGGAAUUUCCCAAGAGCCGGGGAGAGCAUGGAAUUUGGACUUUUCUGAGCAACUGAAGUGGAGCGUGGAGCUUGCCCAGCCCAGGAGAGCACCAUGGAUGUCGAACCACGGGGCAGGAAUGGCAGCAAGCCCCUGAGGCCAGGAAACCCUCCUGACACCAGGCUCCUUUCAAACCCAUUGAUGGGGGAUGUUGUGUCUGAUUGGUCUCCUGUGCAUGAAGCUGCGAUUCACGGACGUCUGCUCUCUCUGAGGAACCUCAUCAGCCAGGGGUGGCCUGUGAACCUCAUCACGGUAGAUCAAGUGUCCCCACUCCAUGAAGCCUGUCUCGGAGGUCAUCUCUCUUGUGCAAACAUUUUAUUAAAGCAUGGAGCUGAGGUGAACGGAGUCACCACAGACUGGCACACUCCCUUGUUUAAUGCUUGUGUUAGCGGCAGCCAGGACUGUGUGAAUUUGCUUCUGCAGCAUGGAGCCAGCCCCCGCCCUGCGAGUGAUCUGGCAUCCCCCAUCCACGAAGCUGCUAAGAGAGGCCAUGUGGAGUGCAUCGAGUCCCUCGCAGCUCAUGGGGGCGACAUUGACCAUAACAUCAGCCACCUGGGCACUCCACUAUAUUUGGCUUGUGAAAACCAGCAGAUAGCCUGUGCCAAGAAGCUUCUGGAGUCAGGAGCAAGUGUGAACCAAGGCCGAGGUCUGGACUCCCCUCUUCACACAGUGGCCAGGGCGUCCAAUGGGGAGCUGGCCCGCCUGCUCAUGGACUAUGGAGCAGACACCCAGGCCAGGAAUGCCGAGGGCAAACGUCCUUUAGAGCUGGUGCCUCCAGAGAGCCCUCUGACCCAGCUCUUCUUGCAGAGAGAAGGUGCUUCUCCCUUGCCCGAACCUAAGCCCUAAUCCAUAGAGACUCCAGCGGGCUCUAGUAGGAGGCAGGACCCCCUUCUUUGAUGCAGUUAUGCCGCCUUAGAAUUCGGAAGUGCUUUGGGAUCCAGCAGCAUCAUAAGAUCACCAGACUGGUCCUCCCCGAGGAGCUGACACGGUUUCUUCUACACAUUUAAAUGUGUCAAGGGAAUGAAGUCACAAACAACAAACAUCGAGUGUUGCAGCCAUUGGAAUUUUAAAGUCAAGUCAGGUUGA